Molecule: messenger RNA, 1029 nt
Organism: Spinacia oleracea (spinach)
Lineage: Eukaryota; Viridiplantae; Streptophyta; Magnoliopsida; Caryophyllales; Amaranthaceae
Exons: 1
Coding region: 1-1029 (342 amino acids)
Source: RefSeq, a predicted model, not a curated record
AUGAACGCUCCGAAAGAGCCUAAAGUCAAAACUCCCUCCAUUGAAGCUUAUGACGGUACUACAGACCCAGACUUGCACCUAGUUGCAUACCGUCACCACAUGUAUCUUCAAGGAACCAAUGAAGCCACAUGGUGCAAAUACUUCCCAGCUACACUUAAAGGAGUAGCGUCCAAAUGGUUCGUACGGUUGCCCCCAGGAUCAAUUGCUUCCUUCAACGAGCUACAAACCUUGUUUUCCACCAGGUUCAUGGCAUACAAGGAAGAAAGGAAAACAAGCAUGCACUUGGGACUCAUUCAACAAGGGAAAGAUGAGUCUUUACGAAGUUAUGUUAAACGUUUCAAUCUGGAAGCAGGACAGAUCCCAGAUCUGCCCAAUGGCGUCUCCUUUGAUAAUUUUAUCAGAUGCCUGAAGAAGGGAUCAUUCAAGUUUAACUUAGUUAAGAAAAGUGUGCAAACGAUGGCCGAAGUCCUAGACGAGGCCGAAGCCUUUAUUCAUGCAAUAGAAAUAUGCAGUGCGUCCAAAGAUGGGAAGGCUGGAGAGGCAACAGACUCCUCGGGGAAGAAAGAGAAGAUGGACAGGAAAGUCCCACGAGUUAAUGGUAUUUGGGCCCUUUCGAAAGAGCAUGAUACCAAUUCUCCCGGACAAAAGAGAGGAUGGCCACAAGAGAUAGAAUAUUUUGAAUACAAUACAGACCUCCUCCGAAUCCUAGUGGACGUAGGGACCAGGUUCGACCUUGAAUGGCCCUUUCCAAUGAACUCUCCUACUGAGAGUCGAGAUCCUAAGUUGUAUUGCCAGUUCCACGAAGAUAUAGGUCAUGACACCAAGGAUUGCAGAAGCCUGAAGAGAGCCCUGGAUGGCCUAGCUUCCAAGGGGCACCUGAAGAACUAUCUCCAAAGCAGCACUCACGGCACGGAAAAAAACCAGUACAAGAAAAACAAGUCACAUGUCUCAGCUACAGAAGGAAAUCACAGCGAAGAGGGAUUUGUUCUGUCAUAUCAGGAGGACCGGCUGCUGGAGGACCCACCAUGA